Molecule: messenger RNA, 753 nt
Organism: Ostreococcus tauri
Lineage: Eukaryota; Viridiplantae; Chlorophyta; Mamiellophyceae; Mamiellales; Bathycoccaceae
Product: unnamed product
Exons: 1
Coding region: 1-753 (250 amino acids)
Source: RefSeq, a predicted model, not a curated record
AUGGAGCGCGACCGCGUCGGGGAUGGAAAAACGCGCGCGCGCGAUGGCGCGGCGCGCGGUGGAUGUGAAGGUGAAGGAAAACGCCGCCGCGAAGAACCCUUCUCGACGUCGCUCAAGACGUCCACGAGCGCGCGCGCGACGCCGGAGCGGUCGGAGACGGAUCGUGGGACCUCCGUGGACGCGUGCGCCGAAUAUCGAAGCCGUCGGAGGUCGGAGGACGUCGGGAGCGAUGGGAUCGUGAUCGACGGCGCGAGCGAGCGCGAACGCGUGGAGGCGAAGCCGCCGGCGACGCUUAAAUUGGAGUACUGGACGCGAGACGAGGAGACGACGCGUAAGAAGCGGGAGCACGUGGAUAGAUUAGACGACAUGUUCGGGUACUACGGCGUGGAGGAUCACGUGGAGCGCACCGUGCUCAGAGACGCGGAUGUGAACAUCGAGACGAAUAUGUUCCCGUACGAAACGCCGAGAGGGGUGACGCACAUGACGCUGUGGUCGAGAAAGGAGAUGACGGGGUCGGAGAUCGUGCGUUGGACGAGUGCGUGGUUGAGAGUGAACAGACCACGGUGCGUGUCGUGGAAUUUCGAUAUGAAUGAAAAUAAUUCAGUGGACGUGCCCCACUAUCACGUGUUCACGUACGAGCCACCGCUGGAGCGGGCGAGCGGUACGCGAGGGGCGAAGCGCACGAGAUCGUGCGAAAGCGUGAGCGAUUUGACGUAUGUGUACGAUCUCAGCGACGAGGGCGAGACAAUUUAG